ACUUGCGAGAAAACUUCUGCAAUAAAUGUCUGACAGACUGUCAGACAGCAACUAGCCAAUGUAAACAGUACUGCAAGUGAGAUCGCGACAGUUCCCAUGCGCUCGCAGCAAUUUGUCGCGAGAGCCGAUUACUUGCAGGUCUAAACACGUUCACAUCGACUCGCCGCAACUUCUCGCACAAUAGGACUAGUUCCGAAUAUCUCGCGCUCGCAAUGACACUUUCCUGUUUUGUCCACGAGUAAUUUUACAUUUCUUUCUGUUACUGAAAUAAGUUACUAAUGACUCUUGUGAGGUUGAUGCAACUUUAAUAUGAGAGGAAGAGAACUCGAAGAAGUCUUGCAGAAGAUUCUUGCAAUGCCGUUUGCACUAGCAAGCAACUUCCCGCAAUAAGUAUUGCCAGAAAUGUGUCGCGCGAGAGACUGUCAGAGAAUACUGUCGCAACUUCUUGCAGGACUGUAUAGACAGGGUAGUUUGACCUGUUCCGAGAUUUCUCGCCAGUUUAGUUUCAAACACCAUGCCGCGCAGACGUGAACGUGUAGCAGCAGCAAUAUAGCAUUAUUAAAUAAAAAGAAAAAAAGAUCCGUUUGGGUCCGACAAUGGAUUUCGAGACGACCUGAAUUCGGUUGCUUCCAUAAUUUGUUAAGAGAACUUCAAAUAGAAGACGGACAACAAUAUUUUAAUUUUAUUCGUAUGACUGCUGUGGAUGUGGAAAUUUUAAUACAAAAAGUGGGUCACAUAAUUAAAAAAUAAGACACCCGGAUGCGAGAUUCAAUAUUUCCGAAGGAAAGGCUCAUCUUAACAUUAAGAUUUUUAGCAUCCGGAGAAUCAUAUCAUUCAUUGAUGUAUCUAUUCAGAAUUCCUGUCUGCACCAUAUCUAAAAUUAUUCCGGAAGUAUGCAAAGCUUUGUACGAUACACUACAUGAGGAAUAUUUAAAGGUCCCAUCUACUCAAUCGGAAUGGAUGCAUAUUGCGAAAAUGUAUGAAGAAAAAUGGAAUGGAAUUUUUUUAACAGCGAUUCUGAUUGGAUUUUCUUGGAAAAGGGGGGCUGAUUUUCAAUCAGCUUGAGGACUCCGCGUGGAGUAACGCAGGUAGCCGACGCUGACGGUAAUAAAGUAAUUAGGACUUCCCCAAAUUUGCUGCACGACGAGUAAUUUCCUAAUAAUAGGUAAUAAAACGCGUGUUCGUUCUAACACCCGUA
Osmia lignaria (orchard mason bee) is the source of this 1198-nucleotide messenger RNA. Lineage: Eukaryota; Metazoa; Arthropoda; Insecta; Hymenoptera; Megachilidae. The record is from RefSeq and is a predicted model, not a curated record.